AGCGAAACAAUAGGGGGAAGGUUGAAUGGGGGAGAUUAAUCCACUAAAGAGCGGAACGCUUCAAUGGCAAUUAUUUCCGGCCGAUCACUUUUCUCUACUUCUCUCUCUCUCUCUGUAGUCCUCUUACAUCCAAAUCAUUAUUGUCUACACGUUCCUUUUGUUUUGUUUUGUUUAAUUCAAUCAUCAUCUUCUCCUCCCUUCCUUUUGAUCCUUGAUCACACCCUCUCUGACAUUUCUCCUUAGGGUUUGUUUCCACAAUUUUUUUGCAUUUCUAGGGGUUUCUUUCUUUCUUCUUGAGAUGGUGAAUUGAAAUGGUAAUGGUGGGGGAAUUAUUAUUAGCUUCACAUUGUGGGUUUUUCUGGGUUCCUCAGGUGUUUUCUUAGAUCUGAGGUUCGAUUUUUUUUUUUUUAAAAAAAGAAAACUUUUGUAAUUGUCUCUGUGUGUGUGUGUCAUCAUCAAAACGUUUUUUGGGCUCCGGUCUGUUAAGUUUCUGAAGAAGAAGAAAAGGUGGAGACAAUGAGCGCUUCAAGGUUCAUAAAGUGCGUCACCGUUGGUGAUGGUGCUGUUGGUAAAACCUGUUUGCUGAUUUCUUAUACCAGCAACACCUUCCCCACGGAUUACGUUCCGACUGUUUUCGAUAACUUCAGUGCCAAUGUGGUUGUUAAUGGUGCCACCGUCAAUCUCGGAUUGUGGGAUAGUGCAGGGCAGGAGGACUAUAACAGAUUAAGACCUUUGAGUUACCGCGGUGCUGAUGUUUUCAUUCUUGCCUUCUCCCUCAUUAGUAAGGCUAGUUAUGAGAAUGUUUCCAAGAAGUGGAUCCCAGAGUUGAAGCACUAUGCUCCUGGUGUUCCAAUCGUCCUCGUUGGUACCAAACUAGAUCUUCGAGAUGACAAACAGUUCUUUAUCGACCAUCCUGGUGCUGUCCCUAUUACCACUGUUCAGGGAGAGGAGCUGAAGAAGCUAAUUGGAGCGCCUGCUUAUAUCGAGUGCAGCUCAAAAUCACAAGAGAAUGUAAAGGGCGUGUUCGACGCAGCGAUCAGAGUGGUCCUUCAACCUCCGAAGCAGAAGAAAAAGAAGAACAAAGCACAAAAGGCCUGCUCCAUUUUGUAGUAGCUCUCUCAUCGAAGUCAAGAAGCUCUUUUCGAUGACAGGGUGGUUUAAAAAAGUAUUGCUUUUUCAAUUUUUUUCUUGUUGUUUUCCGUAUUCAUUUGUAGUUUCCUUGACAAACGAAUUGUGGGUUUAAUUCAACUUCUAUUUUAACUGAUAGCCGCGAGGGCUGAUGUUUGUUAGUCA
Camelina sativa (false flax) is the source of this 1293-nucleotide messenger RNA. Its product is annotated as rac-like GTP-binding protein ARAC6. Gene Ontology annotation, biological process: small GTPase-mediated signal transduction. Gene Ontology annotation, molecular function: GTP binding; GTPase activity. Lineage: Eukaryota; Viridiplantae; Streptophyta; Magnoliopsida; Brassicales; Brassicaceae. The record is from RefSeq and is a predicted model, not a curated record.